Messenger RNA from Centrocercus urophasianus (Greater sage-grouse), 3853 nucleotides. RefSeq names its product leucine rich repeat containing 4C (gene LRRC4C). Gene Ontology annotation, biological process: modulation of chemical synaptic transmission; synaptic membrane adhesion; regulation of axonogenesis. Bases 1446 to 3362 code for a protein of 638 amino acids. The record is from RefSeq and is a predicted model, not a curated record. NCBI's taxonomy places the organism in Eukaryota, Metazoa, Chordata, Aves, Galliformes, Phasianidae. Gene Ontology annotation, cellular component: postsynaptic density membrane; glutamatergic synapse; plasma membrane. The transcript has 10 exons. Gene Ontology annotation, molecular function: cell-cell adhesion mediator activity.
GCAGUAGAACAGGGACAGAGACAGAGCUGGCAAUCAUCUCAGUGCAGGCUGCUGAAUGACUGAGCGAAUGAGUGGCUGGCAAUCCACCUGGUUUGGAGGCGACCCCCUGGUUUUGCUGCUCUCUGAAUCCUCUACCCAUCUGGGAAGGUAACAGUGAGACGUACCAUCUGCAGCACGCACAGCAGCUAUUGGAGGCUACUACUGACAGUUUGCACUACAGUUUUUUGGUGAGCAAGAAGCCAGGUAUAUUGUACAGUAGAAUAUUUCUGCGCUUGAGCUGCUGCAUUUCACAAUCUGGUCCUUCGGCAACCCCCCACGCUUCCUCUUCCAAUUGCCUCCGAGUUCUGGGCUUACUUUUGGCAUAGUCUCUAGAUGCAUUUUGCUGAGGAUGGUAGAGCAGUAAAUGGAACCUCUGAACACUGAUUAUUUUGCUUCUGUGUGACUCGAGAAAAGAGAGAAGAAUGAAGUACAGCUAAAGGAAUUUACAUUUCUUUUGGAGAACUUUGCAGAGGGACAAUACAAACGAAAUGAGUUUCUUUUUUGCAAGAAAUCAUCAUUAUUUAUUGAAUUGGAAAGCUAGCAGACUGAUGGUCCCCUGGGUGCUGUGAAUAACAUGAUUUUUACCUUCUUCAUCACAGAAAUCCCCUUUAAAAGACACUCCUCCAUAGAUCUUGAAGAUCAGAUUUGAUUCAAUAAGGUAGAGUGACAGGUGUACAAGACAUGGAAUAAUAUAUCCUGAGAGCAUGCAAGCACUCUGGAAAUACAAAACCUGUGGAUCCUGUCUAUGUGGUUUUUGAUAUUCUCACCAGUGUCCACAGUACUCAAAGGAUUGAUGGGUGAAUGCUGUGAGGUGGUCCAGGCAACUCUGUGGAACAUUCUCCAAUGGACUAGUAGGAUGAGAAGAUCCAAGAGUAGUUUGGGGAACAAGGAGAAACAUCACCUCUCAUGACGGUAAAUCUACCAAAAAGAGUUUCUGGAGGGCAAGAUGCAAAAUGCAACUCUAAAAACUUCUAGGCAUAUGGAAACUCCAAACUGAAGUAAGAGGAAAAGAGACUGUCGUCUCAGACUUCUUUAUACCAUACUGCAUCUGCAUCACAACACCAGCAGUUCAUAUGGCAUCAUUAUAUAUUGGUUGAAAACACUGAGUGAAGCAUUAGGAAUAUGGGAAUGAUCUUGGCUCACAGGGCCUGGGAGGAAGGCAUCUUGACAUCUCUGCAUACACAUUCUCGACAAAGUUAACUUUCAGUAGCGUAACAGCUGUAUCCUUCAAGCUGCCUCUAAGAAGAAGUCUGCAGAGAUAGAUUAGCUUUGUCAUUCUUUACUCCAUCUUCUGCAUUGGAGCUUAAGAGGACAAUGCUUUUUCCUUAGAGGAAAAUGUGUACUACAUCAGGACUAAGUAUCCGACUAUUCAAACUCCAGAAGGACCAACACUAGAUAAAUUAUGAAUGUUGAACAAGAUGACCUUACAUCCACAGCAGAUAAUGAUAGGUCCUAGGUUUAACAGGGCCCUAUUUGACCCCCUGCUUGUGGUGCUGCUGGCUCUUCAGCUUCUUGUGGUAGCUGGUCUAGUGAGGGCUCAAACUUGCCCUUCAGUCUGCUCCUGCAGCAACCAGUUCAGUAAAGUGAUUUGUGUACGGAAAAAUUUGAGAGACGUGCCAGACGGCAUCUCCACCAACACCCGGUUACUCAACCUACAUGAGAACCAGAUCCAAAUCAUUAAGGUGAAUAGCUUCAAGCAUCUGAGGCACUUAGAAAUACUGCAGCUCAGCAGGAAUCACAUCAGAACAAUUGAAAUAGGGGCCUUCAAUGGUCUGGCCAAUCUUAAUACUUUGGAACUCUUUGACAAUCGUCUGACCACUAUCCCAAAUGGAGCUUUUGUAUACUUGUCAAAACUGAAGGAACUUUGGUUGAGAAACAACCCCAUUGAGAGCAUACCCUCUUAUGCUUUUAACAGAAUCCCUUCUCUCCGGAGACUGGAUUUGGGAGAAUUGAAAAGGCUUUCAUACAUCUCAGAAGGUGCCUUUGAAGGUCUGUCCAACUUAAGAUAUUUGAACCUUGCCAUGUGCAAUCUGCGAGAGAUUCCUAACCUCACCCCACUUGUAAAACUGGAUGAGUUAGACCUUUCUGGAAAUCACUUGACCGCCAUCCGGCCAGGUUCCUUCCAAGGGUUAAUGCAUCUUCAGAAAUUGUGGAUGAUACAGUCCCAGAUUCAAGUGAUAGAAAGGAAUGCUUUUGAUAACCUUCAAUCACUUGUGGAGAUCAAUCUGGCACACAACAAUCUAACACUACUGCCUCAUGACCUGUUCACACCACUUCGUCUAGAAAGGAUCCACUUGCAUCACAAUCCUUGGAACUGCAACUGUGAUAUCCUUUGGCUCAGCUGGUGGAUUAAAGACAAGGCACCCUCUAAUACUGCAUGCUGUGCCCGUUGCCACACACCUCCCAGUUUGAAAGGAAGGUACAUUGGUGAGCUGGACCUGAACUACUUCACCUGUUAUGCUCCAGUCAUAGUGGAGCCACCAGCAGACCUGAACGUCACUGAAGGCAUGGCUGCAGAGAUGAAAUGCCGGGCAUCAACCUCCCUGACCUCUGUAUCUUGGAUUACUCCAAAUGGAUCUGUUAUGACACAUGGGGCAUACAGAGUUCGGAUUGCUGUGCUCAGUGAUGGCACAUUAAAUUUUACAAAGGUAACUGUGCAAGACACGGGUUUGUAUACAUGCAUGGUGAGUAACUCUGUUGGGAAUACCACAGCUUCUGCCACACUGAAUGUGACUGCCCUGGAUAACCCCGGCUAUACAUAUUUUUCAACUGUCACAGUGGAGACUGUGGAACCUUCUCAGGAUGAGGCACAGACAACAGAGCAGGUUGGGCCCACACCAGUUACCAACUGGGAGACCACUAACAUGACAACCUCACUCACUCCACAGAGCACAAGAUCAACAGAAAAAACGUUCACCAUUCCUGUGACGGACGCAAACAACGGGAUCCCAGGAAUAGAUGAGGUUAUGAAGACUACUAAAAUCAUAAUUGGUUGUUUUGUGGCUAUCACUCUCAUGGCUGCUGUGAUGCUGGUAAUUUUCUACAAAAUGAGGAAACAGCAUCACCGGCAAAACCAUCAUGCUCCAACACGGACUGUAGAAAUCAUAAACGUGGAUGAUGAGCUUACAGGUGACACACCCUUAGAGAGUCACUUGCCCAUGCCAGCAAUUGAGCAUGAGCACCUAAAUCACUAUAACUCUUAUAAGUCUCCUUUCAACCACACAACAACAGUUAACACAAUAAAUUCAAUACACAGUUCAGUGCAUGAACCGUUAUUGAUCCGAAUGAACUCAAAAGACAAUGUACAAGAGACUCAAAUCUAAAACGUUUAUGACAUUAUGGGGUGGGGGUGGGAAAAACAAAAUAUGGUUUAUAAAAAAAAUGACACAAAUGACUGGGCUAAAUCUACUGUUUCAAAAAGUGUCUUUACAAAGAAAAAGAAAUUUAUUUAUUAAAAAUUCUAUUGUGAUCUAAAGCAGACAAAAUUAUGUGUAUUCCUCAGAACCUCUUUUUGCUGCACUUAUUUACCCUCCUCCUCCCCUUUUUAAUUCCCAGCCAACCCUGGUUCCCAUUUGCCAUAUUUUUCAUAGGAGAUCUUGAUUCCGUACAGGAACUGGCCUAGGAAAUUUUGUAAGAAUUCUGUUACACUUUGGGAAUUUUUAUGGUGAAUACUAGUGGUGAGAUUCAGUCUAUUUUGUCACUUCUUUUUCUCUUUUUUUGUUUUCUCAUGCCCUUUAUGAAAUUAUUCAACAGGGAAUGGAAUAUUAGCAGCAACUUUACAAGUGAGCAAACAUACAAGCAAAACUUUUUUUCC